ACGCCGCGACACGAGGCAACUAUAUCCACCGCGUUGCUACACCUGCUUGUCCUCGCUGGCCUCUUCGCUCUCAGCACCGCUGCUAUCUGUCCGAACGGUUGCAUCUGCGACGACGAGAACCUCGUGGUGUCCUGCAUAGGAGCGAAUCUGGACGUAAUACCGAUCGCGUUGAAUCCCAGCAUCCAACGGAUAGUGUUGAAGGAGAAUCGGAUAAAAAUAGUGGACGGGGCAGCCUUUCAAUUCUACGGGGACUUGAAGAACGUCGAUCUGUCCAGCAAUCAUCUGUUCACCAUUCCAAACGGCAGCUUCGACGCGCAGAAGCAACUGGUGGAGCUUCAUCUCAGGCACAACAAGAUCUCCGCGUUGACCGAGAAGACGUUCCAAGGUCUGAAAUCUCUGACUGUGCUGAAUCUACGGGACAACUACUUGGAGAGCCUGAAGAACGGUUUGUUCGCCUCGUUGUCGAAGCUGGAGGAGCUCGACUUGGGGAAGAAUCGUAUAUCGAAAGUCGAACCGGGCGCUUUUCAGAAAUUGGGCACGCUCAGGGUAUUGCACCUCGACGAUAAUCAACUGAGAACGAUUCCGUCGCCGGCUCUGGCGCCGUUGAACGCUCUGGCAGAGUUGCACGUAGGUUGGAACGCGUUCUCGUCGCUUCCGGACGACGCUUUCAAGGGAUUGGAACAGUUGACCGUGUUGGACAUCACCGGUGCAGGACUGGACGAUAUCAGCGACGGCGCUUUUCGCGGCUUGAACGCUCUGCGCACGUUGGAGCUGGACGGUAACAAGCUGCGCGAAGUGCCGACGAAACAGCUCGCUGUUCUACCGCGUCUCGAAGAGCUCACGUUGGGCCAGAACUUCUUCACCACUCUGAGAUCGGGCGCGUUUCAAGGUUUGUCCAAGCUGAAGAAACUGGACAUAUCGGCGGCGAAAUUGUUAACCACGGUGGAACGAGGAGCAUUCUCAGACAACGCCAACCUGGAGACCCUCGUGUUGAACAGCAACAAACGAUUAACUACAAUGGAGGACGGUUCUCUGGCUGGUCUGCCUAACUUGAGGCAUUUAAUGCUGCGCGACAACGCGUUCACCGGUUUCUCCGAGUCUCUGGUGGCUUGGAACGAGCUUCGCCGGCUGGAUUUAAGCGAGAAUCCCUUGGUAUGCGACUGUAGCCUGCUCUGGCUAGCAGAGGUACUCGUACCAAGAAACUCUAGCCCGGUAUUAUGCUCGGAACCGCCGGAAUCGAAAGGGAAGUCCAUAAAGGGUAUGACACCUGACGAACUAGGCUGCGCUUUCUCCGAUCCCCGGAAACAAGCUUUGCUGGCGACCCUCUGUGCAGCCAGCCUCGCCUUGCUCACAGGCUUAGCUCUGAUCGUCUACUACAGAUGUCGCAUACGUGUCAGAGAAGCCCUGAAGGACUACAAAUGGAAGAAUCCCGCGAUGUCUAAUCCGGAGUAUCAGCAGACCUGCUCGGAGGACGAGUAUAUAGCGAGAGCCACGCUUACCCGUCUCAAGCCUCAGACGCAGCAGAUCCCACCGCACCAUUUUCAGCAGCAACAGCAGCAGCAGCAGCAACAACAACAACAGCAACAUUCUCAAAUAGCGGCGGGUAUCAAGCCUAUACCGGUGACGGAACUGUAGCUAGAACUUCGGGCGGCUAGCCCUGGAACCGGCGGUGUUUGGUUCUUGCCCCAUGGCAAUACUACUCUCGCCGAAGGCUUCACCUACAUCGACGGGGACACGGCGCGUCGGAUGCGCCGCCCUGGAACCCUGCCCAACUCCGGAACGUCCGGUCAUCGUUCAGCUGGGCCCAUAGAGGACGGUUCGACGCCGUUGAGCGUUCCAAACGAGAAUUGCCCCUCCGCAGGCGGUAGAUUACACUAUUCGAAUCACUCGUUACGCCGUACAACACCGCAGCCGCCCCAUUUGCCAUCUCGUGACGCCGACUAUUCCGCGGAAAGGGUGCAGAACGAUUCGAGGCUUCAGAACGGUAUACCUGGACAUCACGCGCCUCCCCCGCUCCCCUCGCGACAUCAGUCAACGUGCAGUCAGUCAUCGUAUCCGACAUUGCCUAUGAACGGUCACGCGGCCCAUCAGUAUCAUCACUUCCCGCGCGAGAAGGAGAGAUGUAGCGGCCGUGAGAGGAGUCGCGAUCGAGACGUCGGCGUGCAGUCCGUUCCUCAUCGGUCAGAGAAGCACCGAGAUACUCACAUGGAGAUGGAGAUGCACGACGGUUUGGAUAUAGGUGAAAUAGGGACCUAUCGGGCGUAAAGGUGCGCGUGGGUGAAUAGAGGGGAACAAAAGGUGAAGUCGCUUGGGGUUAAAAGGGUAAUCGCGGAUAGGGCCAAGUGAAUUGAAUCGAAGACUGAACGUCGCGAUAACGGGGACUCCGGGGACGACGAGCGAAGAAGUUUCGUUUAAAUUAGCAGCGAUGUUUCGCGCGUUCUCCGUCUGUUGUUGCCGCCGGGCCAAGUGGGAACACACGCACGCGGCGUGAAACAAUCGAAGAAUCAGAGAUGCGUCGGAGUGGGUGAGCAACGAACGGUGUCGGUACAAUUGCGUUGGAAUUGGCGAAUAUCACGACUAAAUCAAAUUGAAGACUGAUUACGAUGUGAACGUCGGUGAAGCAACAACACCGACGAGUAAUUAACCGAUAUUGGUAUACAUUCCAAUCACC
Molecule: messenger RNA, 2671 nt
Organism: Habropoda laboriosa
Lineage: Eukaryota; Metazoa; Arthropoda; Insecta; Hymenoptera; Apidae
Product: leucine-rich repeat neuronal protein 3-like
Exons: 1
Cellular component (GO): voltage-gated potassium channel complex
Molecular function (GO): potassium channel activator activity; transmembrane transporter binding; voltage-gated potassium channel activity
Source: RefSeq, a predicted model, not a curated record